Messenger RNA from Aegilops tauschii subsp. strangulata, 552 nucleotides. NCBI's taxonomy places the organism in Eukaryota, Viridiplantae, Streptophyta, Magnoliopsida, Poales, Poaceae. The record is from RefSeq and is a predicted model, not a curated record.
CUCAUGCUGCCCAUCGCCAUCGAGGUGCUCGUCAACCAGUGCGGCAAGAGAGUGCCGAAAGACUUCCGCUGCCCUACAACCCCGGCAGCCCCAUCACCGACCCCUGUGAUGCCACCAACACCGACUCCGACGCCAGCACCAACCCCUGUCUCUCCAACGCCAACCCCGGUGGCCCCAACACCUGCCCCUGUGAUGCCGCCAACACCGACCCCUGUGACACCAACGCCGGCACCAACCCCUGACUCUCCAACGCCAACUCCGGAGGCCCCAACACCGGCGACACCGACUGGCAAGUGCCCUGUUGAUACGCUGAAGCUGCUGGCGUGCGUGGAUGUGCUCAAUGGGCUGUUGCACGCGGUGAUCGGCAAUAGCACCAGCGAUACAUGCUGCCCGCUGCUGUCUGGCGUGGCCGACCUCGACGCCGCUCUCUGCCUUUGCACCACCAUCAAGGUCAAGGCCCUCAACGUCAGCCUCGUGCUGCCCAUCGCCAUCGAGGUGCUCGUCAACCAGUGCGGCAAGAGAGUGCCGGACGGCUUCCACUGCCCGAACUAA